This is a messenger RNA of Fusarium verticillioides 7600, 531 nucleotides long. RefSeq lists its product as hypothetical. The record is from RefSeq and is a predicted model, not a curated record. Bases 1 to 531 code for a protein of 176 amino acids. The transcript has 3 exons. NCBI's taxonomy places the organism in Eukaryota, Fungi, Ascomycota, Sordariomycetes, Hypocreales, Nectriaceae.
AUGGACGAACUACCCGCCACCCCUCCGAGUACUGCAGCUACUAUCGUGGGCUUCCAGACUGUCCACAUCUUGUUGCGCGAUCUACCACGACUCCAUGGAAUGAUCCAAAUACUUGACCCUGUCGAAAAGCACGCUGUUGUUCCACUAUGGAAUGACUCUACAGGCCCAAUGCGUCGAAAGAUUCUCGAAGCUGUACAGAAUAUUGACUGGAACGCUAUCGACCUUCUCCAUUGCGGUUCCGCCGAUUUCAACAAUCGUCACCUUGUCCGACCAGUCAUCCUUUUCGUAUCAGUAAAGCCCGAAUCGACAACACGGCUGGAAGGAAGAGCCGUGGCCCUUAAAUGCCGCGACGUUCUACAAGAGCACGGUAUCAACGGCGUUGAAGUCGAAAUCAAGGAGUCCAGAAUCACACAGUGCUGCUCGAGCGAUCAGGAUCAAGCAGAAAGUGAGCCGUCGGCAGCGAAAUUCGGCACGACACUCAAAGCAGUCGAGGAGUUAUCCAACCUGGGAACAAGAAAUACCAAGACAUGA